GAGCCCCUUCCUCUCUGGCGGAUCCGGUCAGUGUUUACGGAAGUGACGUCCGACGUGACGUGUCAUUUUCCGCACAGGCGUCCAGGAGCGAAAAGAGAAGUCAUGAAACUCCGGCGAGAAUCGCGCUUAUAGAUCAUAAAUGUCAUAAAGAUCGGCGAGCAGCGCGAUUGUGGUCAUGUGUGCGUCGCCGAGGAGCGCGCGCGGCUGAGCAGCGGCCGCUUUGAUUGACGCGCGUGCCGCGGCGAGGUUUGUUUACGUGUCGCGAGACGCCCGCUCGGUUAGUCGAGUUAUUAAUCAUUGGUGAGAGUGCAGUGAGGGUGAAGAUGACGACCAGCAGCCCCGAGGCGGUGAAGAGACUCCUGGAGAACAUGCAGGCGGAUCUGCGCUCUCUGUCCAUGGAGUGCAAGAAGAAAUUCCCUCCAGUCAAAGAGGCCGCAGAGUCUGGCAUCGUCAAGAUCAAAACCAUCGCUGCUAGAAACACAGACAUCCUGGCAGCGCUGAAGGAGAACAGUUCAGAGGUGGUCCAGCCGUUCCUCAUGGGCUGCGGAACCAAAGAACCCAAAAUCACCCAGCUGUGCACUGCACUUAUUAUGAGGGUUAUGAGCCACGAUUGAGUCUCGGCGGCGGCGGCGGGGAACAUCAUUAACAUGCUGUGGCAGCUGAUGGAGAACGGACUGGAGGAGCUCAAACUGCUGCAGACGGUUCUGGUGCUGCUCACCACUAACACCAUCGUACACGAUGAAGUGCUGUCCAAGGCCAUCGUUCUGUGUUUCCGCUUGCACUUCACUAAAGACAACAUCACCAACAACACGGCGGCUGCCACCGUCAGACAGGUGGUGACCGUGGUGUUCGAGAGGAUGGUGGCAGAGGACGAGAAGUUCAAAGGUCUGACCGAAGAGCCUCCUGCUGUCCAGGGCAACAGUAACCGGCGCUCCGUCAUCACCCUGAGACCCAGCGCUAAAGACGCCUACAUGCUGUUCCAGGUCAGCUCUUCUUUCUGUCGCAAAAAAAAAACCCCCCCCACUUUCGGCCUGGAGCUGCUGGAAUCAGUUUUAAAUGACUUUCCGGAAGUUUUCCUGCAGCAUCAGGAGUUCAGUUUCCUGUUGAAGGAGCGCGUGUGUCCGCUGGUCAUCAAGCUGUUCUCUCCCAACAUCAAGUUCCGUCAGGGCAGCAGUAGCAGCGCGUCGUCUAGGGCGGCAGUGGAGGAGCGUUGUUUCCCGGUGUGCUUGAGGUGGUUGUGUUUUGUGUGUUGUGUGUGUGUUUUUUUUUUUUUUUUGUGUGUUGUGGAGUGUGAGAUCUUCCUGUCUCUGCUGGUGGUGGCCGGUGGAAGUCCCGGACGUGCAACCGUGCACAGACUGUGUGUUCAGCCGCAUUUACUGCGGUCUUUCUGUCAGUCGUACGACAUGAAGCAGCACUCCACCAAAGUCUUCAGAGACAUCGUCAACGCUCUGGGCUCCUUCAUCCAGUCCCUGUUCAUCCUCCCCAGCGCAGGAAACCCCUCGUCCACCAGCACGCCUGCAGGUGGGUCAGUGUCGGGGUCGCAGGCGUCGGGUCAGGGAGGUCCAGGUGCAGCAGGAGCAGGGUCAGGUCUGAUCACACAAGCUGCGUUUGAGUACCGGGGCACCUGGAUCCCUCUCAUGAACGUCAGCGUCCAGGGCAGCGCCAAAGCCACCUAUCUGGAGAUGCUGGAUAAGGUGGAGCCGCCCUCCAUCCCAGAAGGUUACGCCAUGUCUGUGGCCUUCAGCGCCCUGCUGGAUCUGGUGAGAGGAAUCACCUCCAUGAUGGAGAGAGAACUCAACAAACAGGAACAGGAAGCCGCUACGAGGGAGGAGGCGGAGCCUGAUGGUCCUCCACAGGAGCCCAAGGCGCGUGAGGUUUGGGAGGAGAUGGUGAGCGCCUGCUGGUGCGGUCUGUUAGCGGCUCUUUCACUGCUGCUGGACGCUAGUACGGACGAGACGGCCACAGAAAGCAUCCUGAAAGCCGAGCUGUCCAUGGCGUCUCUGUGCGGUCGUCUGGGUUUGGUGACGCCGCGGGACGCUUUUAUUACGGCUGUGUGUAAAGCGUCUCUUCCUCCUCACUACGCCCUCACCGUCCUGAGCAGCAGCGCCACCAACCUCUCCAAUAAAGUGUACUCUAUCCAGGGUCAGAGUGUGCAGAUGGUCAGUCCGUCCAGUGAAUCUCACCAGCAGGUGGUAGCAGUGGGUCAGCCGCUCACCGCUCAGCCGCAGGGCACCGUCGUGCUCACAGCGAAGAACAUUCAGUGCAUGCGGACGCUGCUGAAUUUGGCUCAUUGUCAUGGUGCUUAUCUGGGGUCCUCAUGGCAGCUGGUUUUAGCUACACUACAGCAUCUGGUGUGGAUUCUGGGUCUGAAACCCUCUGUUGGUGGAGUUCUGAAACCUGGAAGGGCUGUGGAGGGUCCGAGCACGGUUUUGACCACAGCGGUGAUGACCGAUCUACCCGUCAUAUCAAAUGUCCUGUCCAGACUCUUUGAAAGCUCACAAUACCUGGACGACGUGUCUCUGCAUCACCUGAUAAACGCUCUCUGCUCUUUAUCCAUGGAGGCCAUGGAGAUGGCUUACGGAAACAACAAGGAGCCGUCUCUAUUCGCAGUGGCCAAACUGUUAGAGACCGGACUGGUUAAUAUGGACCGGAUCGAGAUUCUCUGGAGGCCGCUGACGGCUCAUUUACUGGAGGUCUGUCAGCAUCCUAAUGCUAGAAUGAGGGAGUGGGGAGCAGAGGCCAUCACCUCGCUGAUCAAAGCUGGGCUCUCCUUCAAACACGAGCCACCGCUGUCCCAGAACCAGAGGCUGCAGCUGCUGCUUCUGAACCCUCUGAAGGAGCUCUCCAACGUCCUUCACACCGAUAUCCGACAGAAACAGCUGGAGUGUGUCCUACAGAUCCUGCAGAACCAGGGAGACAGUCUUGGACAGGGAUGGCCUCUUGUGCUGGGGGUCAUUGGAGCGAUCCGCAAUGACCAGGGUGAAUCCCUCAUACGAACAGCCUUCCAGUGCCUGCAGUUGGUGGUGACUGACUUCCUACCCACAAUGCCUUGCAUGUGCCUCCAAAUUGUGGUGGAUGUAGCUGGCAGCUUUGGGCUCCAGAACCAAGAGCUGAACAUCAGCCUGACGUCUAUCGGCUUGCUGUGGAACAUCUCAGACUACUUCUUCCAAAGGGGAGAAGCUAUUACAGAGGAGCUGGAGAGGGAGGAAGCGGUUCUCUUGAAACAGGCCCAAGAUAAAGGUGAACCUCUGAACCGACCCUUCCACCCUGCGCCACCCUUUGACUGCCUGUGGUUGUGCUUGUAUGCCAAGCUGGGUGAGUUGUGUGUGGACCCACGGCCGGCUGUGAGGAAAAGCGCCGGCCAGACAAUGUUCUCUACCAUUGCUGCUCACGGGACGCUGCUGCAACCACCGACCUGGAACAUUGUGGUUUGGAAGGUUCUCUUUCAUCUGCUGGACUGUGUAAGGAAGUCCUCCUCCACGGCCGACAAGGAAAAGAUCGAAUCUGGAGGUGGAAACAUCCUCAUCCACCACUCACGUGACACAGCGGAGAAACAGUGGGCGGAAACAUGGGUUCUGACGCUUGCGGGCGUAGCUCGCAUCUUCAACACCAGGAGAUACCUGCUUCAGCAGCUGGGUGACUUUUUCAAGGCUUGGGAAGUUCUGUUGGACCACAUCCAGUCCGCUGCACUCAGCAAGAACAAUGAGGUUUCCCUCGCCGCCCUCAAGAGCUUCCAGGAGAUCCUCCAGCUAGUCACGCCCAUUAAAGACACGGAUAAACUCGAUGCUCUCGCCGUUAUGGACAUUCCUCCUGUCCUUAUGGAGUCUCUUCAAGGUUCUGGGCCAGGAAGACCCCUAGUCCGGUCUGAUUCCCUUGCCGAGCGACUAGUCCAGCGCUACGGUGUGCAGUCUUCCCUUCCACCACCUGGAGAGGAGCUGGACGACUCGGCCCUCUGGUGGUCAGCUUGGAACACUUGGUACCGGAUAGGAACCGAGUGCACGCGACCCCCUAGUGGUGGAACCAAUAAACUAGUGUUCGUACCCAGUCAGCCGUUCCUGACGGCGCUAAUACAGAUUUUCCCAGCGUUGUACCAGCACAUCGCAGGAGGGUUCAGCAUGGAGGAUCUCAAGAAGCUGGGGGUGAUUCUGCAUGGAGCCGUGUCGGUCCCCAUAAGCUCAGACUCCUCGCCCUUCAUCUUGCCCUCCUACACGGAGGCGGUGCUCACCAGCCUGCAGGAAGCGGUCCUGACCGCCCUUGAUGUCCUUCAGAAGGCAAUUUGUGUGGGUUCGGAGAAUCUCCAGGUGAUGUAUCCCGCCAUCUUUGAGCAGCUCCUGCUGUUUGUGGAGUUCUCCUGUAAACCUCCUCAGUAUGGGAAGAUGGAGACCAAACAUGUGGCCAAUGCCAAAUACAACCAGAUCCAACUGUUUGCACCGGCGGAGUGGGUGGCCUUAAACUACGUGCCGUUUGCGGAGCGAUCUUUGGAGGUGAUGGUCGAUCUGUAUCAUAAAACAGCUUGUCACAAAGCCGUCAUCAACGAAAAAGUCCUGCAAAACAUCAUCAAGACUCUGAGGAUUCCUCUGGGUCUGAAGUACGCCUGUCCUGCAGAGAGCACCUGGAAACUGGCCGUCUCCUCUCUGCUCAAAGUGCUUUCCAUUGGACUCCCUGUUGCCCGGCAACAAGCAUCCUCAGGCAAAUUUGACACAAUGUGGCCGGAGCUGGCGAACGCCUUUGAGGACUUCCUGUUUACCAAAAGCACACCUCCAGAUAAUCGCUCCAUACAAGAGUUCCAGAGGAAUGAAGCUAUAGAUGUCCAGGUGGUGCAGUUGAUCAGCACAGAGAUUUUACCAUUCGCCAAUUUCAUACCCAAAGAGUUCGUAGGUCGUAUCAUGAGCAUGCUCAAUAAAGGAUCGAUUCACUCCCAGUCGUCAUCGUUCACAGAGGCUGAAAUGGACAUCCGUAUGCGGGAGGAGUUCUCUAAGGUGUGUUUCGAGACGCUCCUGCAGUUCUCCUUCAGUAAUAAGGUGUCGACGCCGCAGGAGGGCUACAUCUCGCGUAUGGCUCUGUCAGUGCUGCUGCAGAGAGCGCAGGACGUGCUCCGACGAUACGUGGAGGACCAGAGACUCAGUGGACGCUGCCCGCUGCCCAGGCAACAAGUGACUGAGAUCAUCUUUGUGUUGAAAGCCAUCAGCACUCUCAUGGAUUCCUUGAAAAAGACUCAACCAGAGAACGUGGAUGGGAACGUGUGGGUUCAGGUGAUCGCGCUGUACCCGACGCUUGUGGAGUGCAUCACCUGCUCGUCUCCUGAAGUAAGCUCCGCCCUCAAAGAGGCCCUGGGGCCCUUUAAAGACUUCAUGCAGCCGCCCGUCUCCAAAGUGCAGAACGGCGAAUCGUGACUGAACGUUUUUAUUCCACCGCAAACAUGAAUGUGACUGUUUCAUACGCCACGCGUCAUGACGAUUCACCCCCAUCGUCAUGGUAACUGUUGAUUGACAGCUCCAAAUCCCAUCGUUCCAAGCUUCUUCUAAUAUGAGCUGACGGUAGACUCUGAUUGGCUGACUUUAGCGAUGUAUUAACUGCUAUGUUAAAUUUGCAGCGUUUGUUGUUUUUAUGGGUUUUUGCUGAGAUCCCCCCCCGCCCCAGGAGUUAAUGUACAGUGUUUGGUGAUAGUGUUAAAGAUUUAAUUAAGAAUGACCUAUUUGGAUUGAAAAUCAAUCAUUUAAAAAGAGAGAAUGAAAAAUCAUAAAUACAUGAAGGAUGUCCUUUUUUUUUUGUGAAAUUUUCAUAACAGCAAUGGAUUUUAUGCAAGAUGGUACUGUAACAUUCCAUGUCAUCUUUAGCCACAUUGAGAAGGGCGUGUACAAUAAUAAAUGGUACAGUUCUAUGAACAUCAGAC
Molecule: messenger RNA, 5893 nt
Organism: Cyprinus carpio (common carp)
Lineage: Eukaryota; Metazoa; Chordata; Actinopteri; Cypriniformes; Cyprinidae
Product: protein MON2 homolog
Exons: 36
Source: RefSeq, a predicted model, not a curated record